AUCAAACAAGUGGUGAACAUUCUCAAUUUUGAAGCUCCACUGCCUAAUCUCCCACCCAAACUACCAAAACCAAUGUAUUUUGCUCUUUCUUUAAACAUGGAUUCUACUUCUUAUACAACAUCUACUGACACUACAACAACAAGAGAUCAAUUCCAGUAUACAUCAUCAAGUAGUUACACAGAUUCAUCUACAUCCGCUGGUCUUUUUAGACCUACACAUAAAAGUUGAAUUGUAGCGAGCAUCCCUCAUUUUCGGUUGGAAUUAUAUCCCUUACUUAUUAAUCAUGGAUGAGAAGCUUGAGAUCCUUCUGAAAUGGGCGGCAGAGGUUGGAAUUUCAGACUCAGAAACUUACCAAACUCAAUCCCAUCCCCCACUGACCUGUUUAGGUCACUCUCUGUACGUUUCGCAUUUUCCCGAAGCCGGAGGAAGGGGUUUGGCGGCGCUGCGUGACAUUAGCAAAGGAGAGUUGAUUCUCAGAGUUCCCAGAUCAGCAUUAAUGACAAGAGAAACUGUACUCAAAGAUGAGAGACUAUCUAACGCUCUCAACGCCCAUUCUUCUCUCUCUUCUACUCAGAUAUUAAGUAUUUGCUUAUUAUAUGAAAUGGAUAAAGGAAGGAGUUCGUGGUGGUAUCCUUACUUGAUGAAUCUUCCAAUUAGUUAUGACGUUUUAGCAACUUUUGGUGAAUUUGAAAAGCAAGCUUUGCAAGUGGAGGAUGCAAUUUGGGCUACACAAAAGGCCGUGUUGAAGGCUGAAUUGGAAUGGAAAGAAGCUAAUGUGGUGAUGAAAGAACUCAACCUUAAGCCUAGACUUCUUACCUUUAAGGCAUGGCUUUGGGCGUCUGCUACUGUAUCUUCGCGGACUUUGCAUGUACCAUGGGAUGUAGCUGGGUGUUUAUGCCCUGUGGGAGACUUAUUUAAUUAUGCUGCACCAGGAGAAGACUUAAAUUUCAAGAUGCAAUCUUCUUCAUUUGGGAAUUACCCUUGUGUAAAUGGGGAUGGCCCAAUUGAUGUGUUAGACUCAGAACAACUUGAUUUUCAUUCAGAAAGAUUGACCGAUGGUAGUUUUGAGGAAGAUGUUGCUGCAUAUUGCUUCUAUGCCAGGAGACAUUAUAAAAAAGGAGAGCAGGUCUUAUUGUGCUAUGGUUCGUAUACAAAUAUAGAGCUUCUUGAACACUAUGGCUUUAUCUUGAAUGAAAAUCCAGGAGAAAAGAUCUUCAUUCCUUUGGAAUCUGAAUUGUGCACCUCAAACACAUGGCCUAUGGAGUCAAUGUAUAUCCAGCAAAAUGGAGAACCUUCUUUUGCUCUACUUUCGGCUUUGCGGUUAUGGGCAACCCGGCCAGACCAACGAAGAUCUGUUGCUCAUCUUGUUUAUUCAGGAUCCCAACUUUCGGUUGAAAAUGAGGCACUUGUAAUGAACCGGAUGUUGAAGAAUUGCAAUUUUGUCUUGAAGAAUUUGCAAACAUCAUAUGAAGAGGACAAUUUGCUUCUAAGAGACAUUGAGAAACUACAAGAUUCUUUAAGUUCUUUGCAGCUGAAGAAUGUUUUGGCAUCAUCAACUGGUCAGAUUCGCUCAUUCUUGGAGGCCAAUUGUUUAGAGAGAGGGGAAAGUAGUAGUGUUGAGAUGCUAUCAUCAUCUAGGAACAUUAUACAGGCCGUUGGUAGGUGGAGAUUAGCCAUCCAAUGGAGGCUCAGCUACAAGGAAGCUCUGAUAAAUUGCAGGUCUUAUUGUUGUAAAGUUAUUCAGACAAUUCCUUUUCAAAAUGACUAGAAUUGACCUUCCUGCAAUGUAGAUUUAAUUUGUAUGGAUUCAAUAAUUCCAGCAAAAUACUUCUGUUGGGGAAGUGGAUCGCAGACUUCGAAUAAAAAAUCCCUUACUUAUUUAUGACUUA
Molecule: messenger RNA, 1889 nt
Organism: Cannabis sativa
Lineage: Eukaryota; Viridiplantae; Streptophyta; Magnoliopsida; Rosales; Cannabaceae
Product: protein SET DOMAIN GROUP 40
Exons: 2
Coding region: 284-1768 (494 amino acids)
Biological process (GO): peptidyl-lysine monomethylation
Molecular function (GO): protein-lysine N-methyltransferase activity; protein binding
Source: RefSeq, a predicted model, not a curated record